Molecule: messenger RNA, 1744 nt
Organism: Lytechinus variegatus (green sea urchin)
Lineage: Eukaryota; Metazoa; Echinodermata; Echinoidea; Temnopleuroida; Toxopneustidae
Gene: ssr3
Product: translocon-associated protein subunit gamma-like
Exons: 5
Coding region: 44-601 (185 amino acids)
Biological process (GO): SRP-dependent cotranslational protein targeting to membrane
Cellular component (GO): membrane; endoplasmic reticulum
Source: RefSeq, a predicted model, not a curated record
UCCAUUGUUGGUCAAUUCUCUCGACGGCUGCUGCAGAAGAAAAAUGGCAGGUGGAAAGAAAUUGACGAAGGAAGAGGAGCUUUUGCUCCAAGAUUUCAGCAGGAAUGUAUCAACUAAAUCGUCUGCACUAUUCUACGGAAAUGCAUUUAUCGUCUCGGCCAUUCCAACGUGGUUGUUUUGGCGUAUUCAUCAGGUGGAUCUGUUCCAGUCCCAGUCCAUUGUGAUGUUUGUUAUUAUGACACUCAUUAGUAGCUGGUUGGUUGCCUUCGCAUACAAGAAUGUCAAGUUUGUCCUGAAGCACAAGGUUGCUCCCAAAAGAGAGGAUGCAGUUACCAAGGAAGUGAUGAAGAAACUCAGUGAUGCAGACAGUAAGAAGAUGUCACGAAAGGAAAAAGAUGAGAGGAUCCUGUGGAAGAAGAAUGAAGUAGCUGAUUACGAAGCCACAACCUUCUCAAUAUUCUACAACAACGCCCUCUUCCUUCUACUUGUUCUCUUCAUGUCUUUCUUCGCUCUCAAGUCACAAGAUCCAAAUAUCAACUAUAUUUUGUCAGUAGCGCUCUCUGCAGGACUCCUGGCCCUCCUAUCAACGGGACAGAAAUAGUCACCUUCUCUUCUCAUUUCUUAGCUGUUUGUAGUCAGAUGAAAUUUAGUGUAGAAUAUAUAAACAUGAAUGAUAUUUGCAAUUGUUUCAAUACUCUUUUCUCUUGUCAAUCUUUUGUUUUUUUCUUCAAAACUCUUUAUUUGUUGCUUUAUCCCUAAAAAGUUGUUGGGUAAAUGAUUCGUAAAUAUUUUCAACGCUUUCCUGAUGGUUGUGAUAAUGAUCUGUGACGAUAGGGGAAUUAUGGAUCACCUGGGCAUCAGGACAUAAAGCUUAGGCGAUUGAUAGUAGGGAUGAUUUCUACGAUUAAUUGCAUUGAUUAUUGUGCAUGAUCAAUCUUGAAAAUCACCUCUACAAUUGAUUGCUAAGUUUUAUGUUAUGAGGCCCUGGAACUGCUUGAUACAGUGGGUAUUAAACUGCAUGGUUCUAUUGGACACCGAAUUAUGCAAGAAGAUAUUUCAAAACAACGUUCAAUGUCAAACUGCCAGGGAUUCUCAGAUUUAACAAUGUGAAGGGAAGGUUCAGUUUUGGAGUAAGGUGAAAAAUUAUUGGAGCUUUUGCAUUCUGUUUUUGUCAAUCUAGGAAGAAAUGUGAUCAAAUAGUUCCACUGCAACAAUGUGCAAGUUGUUAUGGUAAUAAUGAUGAUGAUUAUGUCAUAUUUACCAAGGGUAGCCACUUCAGUUCAGAAAACUUUUCUUCAAGUGGGCCCUGAUUAGUAUGAAAAUGUUAUUAUUACUUCAGCUGGGCUGCCUAGGCGCUUCGGCUUUUGAGGAUUUUCUUCCUACCGGGUACCCAUUUACUCCACCUGGGUGGAGAGUGGCAAAUGGAGAUAUUGCUAAAGGACGUGUGUGUUGCAGUGGGAUUUGAAGUCGGGACCUUGCGGUUCAUAGUCUGGAGACUUAUCCACUCAUUCACAAUGCCUUUAAUUGUUGCUCUUCAAAAACCUGAGUAAAUGUAUUUCACCUGACAGAAAUGAUGCAUUCCAUGAAUCGGAAUAAGUUAAAAUGGUUUUUUUUUUCAGGUCACAUUUAUUGUAUGUUUCUUAAAAGUAUUAGAUUAAUGAAGCAUUUUUUUUCUCCAUUUGUCUGUGUUGCAUCAUGAAAGAGAAACCAUUGAUAAUAUUAAAUACACUUAUUUUAUAAAUCA